Molecule: messenger RNA, 475 nt
Organism: Cottoperca gobio
Lineage: Eukaryota; Metazoa; Chordata; Actinopteri; Perciformes; Bovichtidae
Gene: agbl4
Product: AGBL carboxypeptidase 4
Exons: 4
Coding region: 53-475 (140 amino acids)
Source: RefSeq, a predicted model, not a curated record
AGGUGACAGCGCCUCUCCCUCUUCCUCCUGCUCCGUUGCUGUGGCAACACACAUGGAGCGUCGGCUGCUCGGUAACGGAAUGGAAAGGAAGAUGGAGGAAAACACUGCUAGAGACGUCGAGACUGGCAGUGAAACUGGAGGAGAGGACGCCUUGGUGGGGAAUGUAAACAAACUGAUGGUGAGCCCACCAGGUUACCAAGGAGCGCCACGAAAAGGACAUCUGGUGUUUGAUGCUUGCUUUGAGAGUGGGAACCUCGGCCGCGUCGACUACAUCAGCGAGUUUGAGUUUGACCUCUUCAUCCGGCCCGACACCUGCAACCCCCGCUUCAGAGUGUGGUUCAACUUCACAGUGGAGAACAUCCGCGAGACGCAGCAACAACGGCGCCUGGACCUGUUGACUAUAACCAACACUGGUGAGUCCCUGAGAUCUUAUGACUUCACAUCACAGUCCACCUCUGUACCUCAACACCACUGA